Metarhizium robertsii ARSEF 23 is the source of this 2697-nucleotide messenger RNA. RefSeq names its product DNA ligase (Polydeoxyribonucleotide synthase). The coding region runs from base 1 to 2697 and encodes 898 amino acids. Gene Ontology annotation, biological process: DNA recombination; lagging strand elongation; DNA repair. Gene Ontology annotation, molecular function: ATP binding; DNA ligase (ATP) activity; DNA binding. The transcript has 4 exons. Gene Ontology annotation, cellular component: nucleus; mitochondrion. The record is from RefSeq and is a predicted model, not a curated record. Lineage: Eukaryota; Fungi; Ascomycota; Sordariomycetes; Hypocreales; Clavicipitaceae.
AUGGCGCCGCCGAAGCAGGCGACCUUGGGGUAUGUGAAGGGUCAGAGCACUUUGGGGAAAUUCUUUGGUGUGAAGAACCCGGCACCACAACAGCAGACGAAGCUUACAUUUGCGACGAAAGCCCGUGCUGUGGAGGGGGGCGACGAGGAUGCGAGUGCGAAGGAAAAUACAGAUCCCGAUCAUGGUGAGUUUCUAUUUGACCGCGACGCUAAUAAUACCGCUAUGAAAGAGGGGAUCGCUGACGUGAGCUGGUUAGAUUCUAAGAAGCGAGCCCGUGUGCCAAGUCAAAAUAGUACCGUAAAACUCGAGGAUGACGAGGACGAUGGACCUGUGGUCAAGCGAGUGAGAAGAAGUAGAGUUAAGGUCGAGGAAGACGAGGAUGAUGAGCCUGCCCAGUCGAUGCCCAAGAAAGAAGAUAAUGUCAAGGAUGUGACAAUCAAACAAUCUGUUGAAGAGGUUCCCAAAAAGGAAGGAGACGCCAAAGAUGUAAAAAUCAAGAAAAAGAGCCAGAGUCCGGAUCCCGACCGCAAGCCCCUUAAGACCGCAGAUGAUGGGUUCAAAGAAGAGGCGGCUUCAGAGUCUGGCUCAGAGGCUGAAGAAGAUGCAGACGUCGAUGAGAAGCCAGAAGUUGCUGCAAAGGCAAGGGAAAAGGUGCAAACACAGCUCCAGUCCAAGACUGCUCAGCACCCUUAUCCUGAUUGGCAACCAGGUAGCCCUGUUCCAUAUGCAGCACUAUGCCAAACAUUCUCAUUAAUUGAGAUGACGACGAAGCGAUUGAUCAUUAUGGGGCAUUGCUCGCUGUUUCUCCGGCAAGUUAUGCGACUCACCCCGGACGAUUUGCUCCCUACGGUUCUUCUCAUGAUUAACAAACUUGCACCUGACUAUGCUGGAAUUGAGCUCGGUAUUGGUGAGUCUCUCAUCAUGAAGGCUAUUGGUGAGACUACUGGGCGAAGCUUGCAAAUCAUCAAGGCGGAUCAAAAAGAGAUUGGUGAUUUAGGUCUCGUGGCAGUCAAGAGUAGAUCUACGCAGCCAACCAUGUUCAAACCCAAGCCGCUUACGGUGAGAGGCGUGCACCAGGGUCUGAUGAACAUUGCUACUGUUACUGGUAACGGUGCUCAGGGCCGAAAAGUCGACGGCAUCAAGAAGCUCUUGUCUGCUGCCGAUGCCUACUCUACUGUCAAGGCAGACAUUACCAAGGAUAAGGGCGGUCCAAGUGAAGCCAAGUUUAUCAUCAGGUUCCUCGAAGGCAAGCUGAGAUUGGGUCUUGCCGAAAGAACCGUGCUGGUUUCUCUUGCCCAGGCCAUCGUCUGCCAUGAGGCUGAGCAAAAGGGCAAGGUUCCCAGCACCACCGACAUGGAGAAUGGAGAAUCUAUUCUCAAGACGGUGUACAGUGAGCUGCCUAGCUACGAUGCCAUCAUUCCAGCAGUUCUUUCGCAUGGGAUCAUGAACCUGAGAGAAUGCUGUAAGCUGCGUCCUGGCGUGCCCCUGAAGCCCAUGUUGGCGAAACCCACAAAAGCCAUUACCGAAGUACUCGAUCGAUUCGAGGGUCAAAAGUUCACUUGCGAGUACAAGUACGACGGCGAGCGAGCUCAAAUUCACUACGUCGCCAGGGAUUCAGAUCAGGAGUUGAGCCAGGAAACCUCUGGAGCCGCCAAACAAGCAGCCGAUGGAGUCGCUAGCAUUUUCUCCAGAAACUCGGAAGAUUUGUCCAAGAAAUAUCCCGAUAUCCUCGCCAAGCUGCACACUUGGGUCAAGAAUGACACCAAGAGUUUUGUGUUGGACUGUGAGACGGUAGCCUGGGAUGUCUCUGAGAAGAAGGUGCUCCCGUUCCAGCAGCUCAUGACACGAAAGAAAAAGGACGUCAAGCUGGAAGACGUCAAGGUCAAAGUAUGCGUGUUUGCCUUUGACUUGCUGUAUUUGAACGGUCUCCCCGUCGUGGAGAAGUCGCUGCGUGAAAGACGAGAGCUGCUCCAGCAGUCCUUUGCGCCAGUCGAGGGUGAAUUUGCGUUUGCGACCUAUAUGGAUGGCCAGGAACUAGAUGAGAUCCAACUCUUUCUGGAUGAGAGCGUCAAAGCCUCAUGCGAAGGCCUGAUGGUCAAGAUGCUGGACGGAACUGAAAGUGGAUAUGAGCCCAGCAAACGCAGUCGGAACUGGCUCAAGGUAAAGAAGGACUAUCUCGCCGGCGUAGGCGAUUCGCUAGACCUCGUCGUUCUCGGCGCAUACUACGGCCGGGGAAAACGAACCUCCGUCUACGGCGCGUUCCUGCUCGCGUGCUAUAACCCGGCCAACGACACCUACGAAACCGUCUGCAACAUCGGCACCGGCUUCUCGGAGCAAGUCCUCGAAGAACUUCACGCCCAGUUGUCCGAAAUCGUCAUCGACCGCCCCAAGCCAUUCUACUCGCACUCCGCGGGCGGGCAGCACCAGCCGGACGUGUGGUUCGAACCCCGCUACGUCUGGGAGGUGAAGACGGCCGACUUGACGCUCAGUCCGCGGUACAAGGCUGGCUGCAAGGAGGGCGUCGACCCGGCGGGCGACAAGGGCAUCAGUCUGCGGUUCCCGCGGUUCAUUAAGAUCCGCGACGAUAAGAAGCCGGAUGAGGCGACGAGCAGCAGGCAGAUUGCCGAAAUGUAUAGGAAGCAGGAGAGCGUGACGAAGAAUAAGGGGCCCUCCGUGGACGAUGAUUUCGAGUACUGA